CCUAUGCCUGUUAUUAUGCUAUUACUCUACAAAGUAUAGUAGUUAAGUAACCAUACUUGUUAGUUGUAGUAAUAUUGUUCGUUUACGAGAGACACUCUUAACACUUAAAUCGUUUUGAUAGUUAAAAAAUAUUUAACUGGUGUCAGGGGGUAAAAUCACAUUAUUUCGUUUUGUACGAGUUGAUGAAUUUCAAGAAUUUCGUAUUAACGUCAAAUAUAAGUACUUACACAAUAUUAUACCUACUACGACUUUUUAUUUGAACACCAUUAUAUUAAUAUAGAUAUAGUGUAAAUAUGAAUGAAAUAUCGAAUUGAAUCAUUUUACACGUCUUAGCAAAGGAAAAACAUAAAUAUAUUAGCAUGUAUUUACUAUUUGUAUGGCACAGAAAUUAAUGUUGCGUAAAUGGACUGCUUGUGAACGCAAUGUAUUAGAGCAUUAUAACAUAUCUGUAUAAAGGUAGGUAUAUUAAACCCUACUCAAAGUCAUACUUUCUCAGUGCCUAUAUUUAUCUAUUAUAAAGAUACCUACUAUACAUGUAUGCAAACAUAAAUUAUGUUAAUUUUUAUAUUUAAAUUUGUGUGUGUGCGUGUGUGUGCGAGUGCAUUACCUAAAUCAUAGUUUGUUCAGUCUUCAGUGUAAUAAUAUGUGUCUUAGUGAUAUGAGCUGGGCGGUGAUAAAUUUAAUGCACUAAAAAAAAAACCAUAAAAUAUGCACGCGCUUAUCCGCCAAUAUACCGGGAAAUAUGAAUUACGAGUAUAAAACAUAAACUAAAAUCAUAUUCGUAGACGCAUUCGAUUGGUACUCGGUUGGUCGAGUCGCAUCUUGUUAAAGUACUAUACAAAAACUCUCUGUAAUAUAUUGUGCAGAUAAGUACCUACCUUAGGAUUACUUUAUUGAAAUUGUUAUUAUAUUUUCUAACUCGAAUUUCAUUCGGUGCGAACGUUUACAUUUUUUUUUUAUUUUAAACUUUUAACUCAACUAUUAACUACUGUCCGUAUACUACCGCGUAAUGAUGACGUAUCCACUUUUCAUUACUUUUUAUAAUUUAUAGAUAAUUAAAAAUAAAACCCAUUGAUUAUAUUAUUAAAUUUACGAUAAGCAAUUUAUAUGCGCCUGCCAUUAUCAUUAAAUUUUAAAAUAAUAAUCGGACAGUUAUGUCGGAUUAUAUUUCAUUUGCAAUGGUAAUUAAUAAAGUACAGAAGUUCUAUAAAAAAUAAUUAAUAUUAAAAACGCCGGCGGCGGCGGGGCCCGUGGUUUGGCGACAUUUUUUAUGACGAAAAGUUUUUUUUUUUUUUAUAAUUAUUGAACUUACUUUCUUUGUUUUUUCUAUACCUUCUCGUCUUUGUUAUCACCUUGCCAGCCACUAAUUAAUGGCUACAUUUUUCGUUGUAAAUAAAACGAUAACAUUUAAUAAGAAAAAAAAAUGUCACGACUGUGUCUAUAUCACCAUCGACACGCUGUAUGCGUUGCUUAUAUAUUAAUUGUCGUGGAAUGGGAAUAGCAAUUCCGCGUUUGUGUGCAAAGAGGAGUGAACUGAAAACGAGUGGAGUAAAAAAUUCUAAAUAAUUGACAGUAGUGGCGGUGACGUUGAGACACAACACUGCAGUAGCGGUGUACAUUUGGUACUCGUCGUCACUGUCGCAAGUCUCCGACACAGGAUUUACUGGUAAAUGAAUGAUAAAGUCAUUAGAGAAGUUCUCAGUUGUUUGGUGAAUAAAUCAACGACGAAAAACAGAAAAAAUAAUAAUAAUAAUAAUGGUAAUAAGGCGGCGGCGUAAAAGUCGUAAAAGUGAAAUAAUUUACAGAUGUUUCCGCCUUUCCAUUUGUGUGUAUAUAUACAUACAAUAUACAUAUAAUAUGAUAAUAUUCGUUUUUCUUGAAAUCAGACAGACGUUAAUGACUUAAUGUCCUAUAAUUUUUGUUUGACGAUAGCGAACGCCGCGAUCCGUCGUUUUACCACAGACACACAGUACUAUAAUAUAUUAUAUAUAUGUAGACCCUGUAACUAAAUAAUUUAUUGUAAUAUAUUGCGGUUGAAUUUUAUAAUUCCAAAGUUAUUUAUUGUUCCGCCAGCACGCGACUCGUCUCCGCGGCAUAAUAUUGUAUUUAAUUUUCAUCAACUAAAUGUCUUUAGGGGUGACACUGAAGUCAAAAUGAUUUUAUUGGCGCCGGUGGCUCACGACUGGCAAAGUUCAAAAAAUCGAACUACAUCGCAGUGGCAAAUCUGCAGCCUAUUGAGUGAAGAAUUAUUUAAAUAUACUUUACUAUACACUACGCGCGCAUGGACUUAUUUAAAUAUAAUUUAAAUUAUUUUAAGGAUUUUUUCUUUCUUUUUAUUAUUAUUACUAUUAGAGUAGACGCCCUAACCAUAAUAUUAUGUUAAUUCGAACUGGGAAAAAAAGGGAUUUGGCAAGGGGUUUUUUUCGGUUAUUGGAACAUUAUUCUCCAAGGAACAACAUAUUGUACGACUUACAAACGUAUCUCACUCUCAUGGUAUACAUUUAUGCACAAAUAUAUAAUAACAAAAGAUUGAACAUUGAAAUGAUUGAACAAAUAAAUUAUGAUUUAUAAAUUAAUAAUUUAUUUGUUAGACGAAUGUGGCAUCGUUAAACUAUACGAGCUCGUGUAUAUAAUAAUAUGAACAAUAGCGCCGAAUAUUAUAUUUAUAAUACAUUUUUAUUAAAUUUUUAUAUCUUCAAAACUUGCUACUAAAAAGAUACUUUUUCAAGUGAGUAGUUACGUCUACGGUCUACCUACUUAGGUUAUUGUGGUCAACAAAAUUUCCCGUAUCAUAUAAAAAUAAAAAAUAGGUUUGAUUAAAAAAAUUAUUCUCUGGUCGAUAUGGUUAAUAUUGGAAAUAAGGUAACUAACUCAUCGUCUACACUACCGAAGAUUGACUCGAACGGAACAACGGUAUAUACCAGCUAUAGGCGAUGAAAUAUUUGCACGUGUUUAACGAGAAUGAUUCGUCUACCAUCGAUUUGAACCGUUGUCUGUUUGCCUGUUUUGAUACUACGGAAAUAACAUUUUGCCUUGUACUUAGAAAUCAAUUUUAUUCUCUUUGUUUAGGAUCUCCGUUCUGGUGUUUGCUGGACAUUGUGCCGAUCAAAAAUGAAAAACGAGAAGUGGUGUUGUUCCUGGCUUCGCAUAAAGACAUCACGCACACGAAAAUGGCUGAAAUGCACGUGGGCAUGGACUACGAUCCAGAGGAAGCCGAACCCGAAGAACCCGAACCGGCCAGUAACGCGUACGGACGGCGGAGGAGCAGAGCCGUACUUUACCAACUGUCCGGACAUUACAAGAGUGAUAAACCGAAAACCGGCAAGCUGAAACUGAACAACACGUUGUUGCAGGGCUCGUCGGCGCCGUUACCGGAAUACAAAACGUCGGCGCUGAAAAAAUCCCGAUGGGUAUUAUCGCACUACGGGGUUUUCAAGACGUGCUGGGAUUGGCUGAUACUGAUAGCCACGUUCUACGUCGCCAUCGUGGUGCCGUACAACGCCAGUUUCGUCAACACGGACAAACCGUCCAUGGUCAGCGACGUGGUCGUCGAGUCGCUUUUUAUAGUCGAUAUAUUGUUCAAUUUCCGGACGACGUUCGUCAACAAAAAAGGCGAAGUGGUGUCGGAUUCCAAAACGAUCGCUUUCAAUUACUUGAAGAGCUGGUUCGUGGUAGAUUUAUUCGCCGCUCUGCCGUUCGACCUGUUGUACGCAUCGGACGUUUACAGCGGAGACGAAGCUGGUUCGGGACAAGUUCAUUUGUUAAAGCUGACCAGACUUCUGAGGUUAGCGAGGCUGUUGCAGAAGAUCGACAGGUAUUCGCAAUACGGUGGCAUGAUUCUCACACUUUUGAUGCUCCUGUUCACAUUAGUUGCACAUUGGUUUGCGUGCAUAUGGUAUGUGAUCGCUGAAAGUGAACGCCACGAAAAAGGAAGAGAUUGGGAUCUAGGGUGGAUGAACACACUCGCCGAACGUCUGCACAAGGACGUGGACAACGUGACGCACUCAGAGGCGUACAUAACUUCGUUGUACUUCACGUGUUCCAGUCUGACCAGCGUCGGGUUCGGUAACGUGUCAGCCACCACCGGUGCAGAGAAAAUAUUCAGCAUCAUCACGAUGCUGAUUGGAGCGCUCAUGCACGCCGUGGUGUUCGGUAACGUGACGGCCAUCAUCCAGCGCAUGUACUCCCGGAGGUCGCUGUACCAGAGUAAGUGGCGGGACCUCAAGGACUUCCUGACGCUGCACCAGGUGCCCAGCGAGCUCAAGCACAGGAUGCAGGACUACUUCCAGACCAUGUGGUCGCUGAACCACGGUAUCGACAUACAUGAGUUUUUGUUCCAGACGCUCAAGGAGUUUCCGGAGGAGCUCAGAGGUGACGUUUCCAUGCACCUACACCGGGAGAUACUGCAGCUGCCCAUUUUCGAGUCCGCGUCGCAGGGUUGCCUGAAGCUGUUGUCGUUGCACAUCCGGAGCAACUUUUGCGCCCCCGGCGAAUACCUCAUCCACAAAGGCGACGCGCUCACGUCCAUAUAUUAUCUGUGCAACGGGUCCAUGGAAGUCGUCCAGAACGGCAUGGUCGUCGCCAUUUUAGGCAAAGGCGAUUUGGUCGGAUGCGACAUUAGCAUGUGGCUGGGCCAAGGCAGCGGUUCAGGUAACACGGGCGUUGUCGCCGGUGGCGGGACCACCGGUGGCGGAGCAGGAGGUGACACGGUGGUCAAGUCUAGUUGCGAUGUCAAAGCUCUAACUUAUUGCGACCUAAAGUGCAUUAAUGUGCUCGGGUUGGUAGAAGUUUUGCGGCUUUACCCCGAGUACCAACAGGAGUUUGCAAAUGACAUACAACAUGACUUGACGUACAACAUACGUGAAGGAUACGAGGCCGAAGUAAUUAAACCUCACAAAGAAAUCGAUCAAAAUGGUAUUACGACGUUAACGUUACCAUCUAUAAGUGAAGACGAUGAAAACUUGCAAGAAGAAUGCGAUGGAUCUCCAAAAUCACCUCCUUCUAGAUCACCGUUGCACUCCAGUUAUAGUCCGAGCAGACACAACCUCACUAAACUAUCUCAAAACAGAUCAAGAACGCUGCCUCGAAGUGAUAUCGAACACAGAAAAGUCAAUGUUGACAGACUGGACACACAAGUUACUUCACUUCAUUAUCACGUCGCAACUUUAAGUCAAGAGGUGAAAAACGCCAUACAUGCGCUGCAGGAACUGGCGACGACCAGUUCGAACGUCAGGUACCCCUACUCGUUGCCAGCCAGGUCGAACCCAGACCUGCCGGAGAACGUCAAGCGGCCGCAGAUGGCCAUCCUGCAGCGGAGCUCGUCGCACCCGCCCGAGGUGUUCGGCUGGGACGGGACGGUAUACGACAGCCCGGCGCACCAGCCGCACCACCCGUACCACCACCACCACCUGCUACACCACCAACACCUCCAGCAGCACCAGCAGCACCACCAACAUCACACGUACCAGCAAUCGAACCAGCAGUGCCUGCCGUACCAGCAGCAACAGCACACCGGCGGCGGCGCCGUUUACACGCAUCCGCCGUCGUCGUCGCCGCCGCAGACGCACCAACAGCAGCAACUCCAGCAGCCGCGGUACUACCACAGGCCGUCGGUGGCCAGUACUGCGGACGUGGCCGUGCAGACGGACGUUUCGGGCGUGGACGUGUUCGAGCGGUUCGUCAAGGCGCACCGGACACUCGUGCUCGAGUGGCUCAACGAAAGCGACCACGUGGCCGUCACGGUGUACGACGACGAGACCGCGGCCAGCGGGAGGCGACCGAGAAACGAACGGUCUCCGUCUUCGUCGUCGUCCGCCGCGUCUUCGUGCUCGUCACCGCCCCAGCAGGCGCGGGCUCCCGCGGCCGACACCCCCGCGAACGACACCCCCGUCAACGCCGCCGACGGAUCACCUCCGGCCGGAAGGGACGACGCGCCGCGGGAAUGGUACCCCGCAGCCAACACCCUGAUGGCCACUGUUAGCGAAGACAGUGGCGGCGGCGGGGGUGACAGCGGGGGCGGCGACGAGGACGACGGCGGCGGCAGUGGCCACGAGUCCAUCGAGAUGACGUGCAUGGCACCUGCUGGUGACGCCGCGACCACCGCCAACGCGUCCGAUUCAAUUACUACCCUUAAGUUUCACCCGUUCGUUUGACGACAAGACUGAACAAGACACACAUACACACACGCACAUACACACAUCACCAGUGGGAGUCAAAUGAUUUUGUCAAGAUUGGGGGAGGGAAAUGGUCGAUUUUUUAACUGACUAUUUGAUUGUUAAAAAUAUAAUUUAUGAUUAUCAGAUCUUAAACGUUGAAAAAAAGGUCACGGGGGAUCUAUCCCCCUCACAACCCCCGUUUGACGGCCACUGACGCACACACUUGUAGGUCGUAAUUUCACGUAACGCAAUACAUUAUGUUAUAACAUGGGAACAUUAUUGGGGGGAGGGGGGUGUUCAUUAAUAAUUAAUUGUAUUUCAUCUCUUUCGUUACGAUGUUUUUUUUCAUUCGUCGCCGCCCGAAAAUAUGGUCCCGAACGCGUUUUCACGGCAGCGGGUGACAUUUAAAAUAAUAUUACGUUCCUAUUUUUACCUCCAUACCUAUAUUAUUGUAUUUACGUUUAGUAUCAGGGUGCUUAAUUACUCGUCGCCGAACACUCCUCUAUACAAUCCUUGACUCCUAACCUCGAUCCCAACCUAAACGCUAGAACGAACCAACCUGCGCAGACUUUUAUGUUGUUAUACCUAGGUCGCGGCCGUGGUGGCAGGCUCUUAACUGCGGUAACAUCGAGUAGUAGAAUUCGGCGACUAUACCUUCGCAACUCGUGCGACAGUACUGCAGCCACAAGUGGCACAAACAGACAUAACGAACACAACGGUGGUGGGGCAGAAAGGGGGUGGGUUCGGAUUCUCGCGAUAUUUUUAACGAUUUAUAAUAUUCUAAUAACCGUAAUAAUAAUAUGCAGGCGUAUGAGAAAGUCUGG
Acyrthosiphon pisum (pea aphid) is the source of this 6979-nucleotide messenger RNA. It is a transcript of the gene Elk, whose product is annotated as Eag-like K[+] channel. Gene Ontology annotation, molecular function: voltage-gated potassium channel activity. The coding region runs from base 2934 to 6152 and encodes 1072 amino acids. The transcript is spliced from 12 exons. Gene Ontology annotation, cellular component: plasma membrane. Lineage: Eukaryota; Metazoa; Arthropoda; Insecta; Hemiptera; Aphididae. The record is from RefSeq and is a predicted model, not a curated record. Gene Ontology annotation, biological process: potassium ion transmembrane transport; regulation of membrane potential.